Molecule: messenger RNA, 4291 nt
Organism: Galleria mellonella (greater wax moth)
Lineage: Eukaryota; Metazoa; Arthropoda; Insecta; Lepidoptera; Pyralidae
Gene: Strump
Product: WASH complex subunit 5
Exons: 12
Coding region: 257-3622 (1121 amino acids)
Biological process (GO): actin filament polymerization; regulation of actin nucleation; endosome fission
Cellular component (GO): WASH complex; endosome
Source: RefSeq, a predicted model, not a curated record
AGAUUACUGAAGAUUAGGCUGUAUGGCUCAGUACCUUUGCCUUUCCCUGAGUGGGAUAAAUUAAACUACUACUACUACUUACCUAUAAGAAUCACCAAUUGUUUAAUUUGUUUACAUUUGUUUUUCAUUAUUAUAAACUUCAUAUUUGAUUCGUAUUGUCAAUAAUUUCUUUUUCUGAGAUUUCCUUCCAAGUAAUAUUCUAGAAAAAGGUUUAUAUUAUAAAUUAUACAAAAGCUACAUCAAUAGUUUGAAAAACAUGAAGGUUUUUAUGGCUGAAGAUAACUUGUGUGCACAAAAUUUACUAAAACUAGUGUCGCAUGGCAAUGCUAUAUUAGCAGAAAUAUUAAGGCUUAAAGAUCACAAACCUACAAUUUAUUUAUUAGAAACCAAAGAGCUGCAACAAAAAUAUCAAGAUGUUAUUAUGGACUUCAGUUAUUUUAAAAUUUCAGAUGCACAAGAAAAGAAAAUUUCUAUGAAUUUGAAAUUACAAGAUAUGGAUGAUGACUUAAAAGAAAAAUAUUUAGAGAUAAUAUCACGUUUCUAUUUACUAUUUGAAAAUAUAUAUCAAUAUAUAAUUGAUUUGAAUGCUUUUAUUGACCAACUACAUGAUAAUGCAUUUAUUCAACAAAAUAUUGAAACUGUAAUGAGAGAUGUUGAGGGAAAACAACUUUUGUGUGAAUCACUUUAUCUAUAUGGCGCCAUGUUGUUGUUAUGCGAUUUCUUCAUACCGGGACCAGUCAGAGAGAGAUUACUAGUUGCAUUUUAUAGAUACAGCACCAAUCAGUCUCAGACAAAUAUUGACGAUGUUUGUAAAUUACUCAGAGACACUGGCAAUGAUCAAUCACAUGGCAAGAGACCAGCCGAUUAUCCAGUUGAAUAUUUCAGCCGAAUCAACAUUCGUCCUGAUUUUAUAGAUAAAGUUAUUGGAAAAUUACGAUCUGAAGAUAUAUAUAAUCAACUGGCAGUUUACACUAUACCUGAGCAUCAGCCUUCAGCUCUAGCAACACAAGCAAACAUGCUUGUGGUAUGUUUAUUUUUCAGUCCACAUUAUCUCCACACAGACACUUCAAAAAUGAGAGAAAUAGUAGAUAAAUUUUUCCCUAGUAACUGGAUUGUACCUGUUUACAUGGGAGUUACUUUAAGUUUAAUUGAUUAUUGGGAGAAUUUUAAAGCUGCAAAAUCAGCACUUAAUAAUACUUGUAACAGCAAGAUGAUAAAAGAGAUAUUUGCCAAGAGAGGUAGUUCUGUUGAAUUGUUAAUAAACAAAACUCAUUAUCUUCUAAAAGAAGGAACUUUAACUGAAGAUUAUUUGUUGGAUAAUAUAAAUAAAGUAUUAAAUUUACUAUUAAAUUCAAAUCUAGUAGUGCGUUGGCUAAUGUUACACACCAACGAUGUUAUAUUUUACGAUAACAAUAAAAAGAGUAAACAACUAAAAGAUUUGGUUUUGAAAGAAUCUAACUAUGAUCCAUUAAAAUUGCUUGAAUUACUUAUAAGUACUUCAGAAUUGGAGUUAAAAGUUCGAGACAUGUUGAAAAAAUUACUUGAAAACAGAAAUGAAUCUUGGAAUGCCAAUAAAGCUCUCGCUCUAGAAGCUAUAAAUAAUUUAGCAGAAUUAUUUUCUGGUACUAAACCUAUCACUAAAAUCCAAGAAAAUGAACAACUUAAACUUUGGUUUGACAAUAUCGGUAAACAAAUUGCUUCGUUAAGUGAAUCUAUCACAACAAAGUCGAUAAAGAAGAUUACUCAAUUGAUACAAGCAUUAGAUGAAGUUGAAGAAUUUCAUGGCAUUAAGAGCACUUCAACAAUAAUACAAUACCUUUCCGAAAGUAAAGAAGCAUUAAAAAAUAUAUUGAGGACCGCAACUAUAAAAGAAGAUUCAUUAGUGACUUUAGAAACAGUUGCGGAUGUUAGUUACGCUUGGUGCACUAUAGAUGGUUACACUAAAUUCAUGCAAGAUAGUAUUAAAGAAAAUCCUGCUGUGACAAGUAGACUUAGGGCACUUUUUCUAAAACUGGCCAGUGCCAUGGAAAUUCCAUUACUCAGGAUAAAUCAGGCAUAUAGUGAUGAUUUAGUUUCUGUUUCCCAAUAUUAUAGCAAUGAAUUGAUAAAAUAUAUACAAAAAGUCUUACAAAUUAUUCCUGAAAUGGUUUUUAGUAUUGUAGAAAAAAUUAUAGAUCUACAGACGUGGAGUAUUGAAGAAAUUCCAACAAGAUUAGAAAAGGAAAAAUUAAGAGAUUAUGCACAACUAGAACAAAGAAUGGAAGUUGCAAAAUUAACUCACUCAGCUUCAACAUUUACCACAGGAAUAUUGGAUAUGCGAUCAACUCUAGUAGGCAUUGUGAGAGUAGACCCUGCGGAGCUGCUCGAAGAGGGUUUAUUGAAGGAGUUGGACAGGCAUAUUAGUAAAAAAUUUACUGAAUUUUUGGAACCUCAAACGAAGAAAUCUUUCACUGCACCCAACUUAUUACCACGAUUACAAAAAUUAGCUGAAAGUAUGAACGGUUAUAAAAGGUCAUUGGAAUAUAUUCAAGAUUACAUAAAUAUUCACGGCUUACGAAUAUGGCAGAAACAGGUUGCUGCCAUUAUAAAUGAAAAUGUCGACAAGGAAAUUAGUUUGCGCAAAGGCGUCACUUUAUAUAGCCCAUCCGCAGGGUUUAUGGGAAGUCUCGCUAGGCAGAUUGCACAAUUAACAGACGCCAGAUGUUGUUGUUAUGUCACGAUAUGUGCAGCUUGGUAUGAUAUUAAAAGUGAAAACGAAAUUGUUAAUACCAAAACAUUUGCGAAAUUAAAUGACGCUAUAGGGGUUGUUGGUCUUCAUGGUCUUGAUACUUUGUAUGGACAUAUGAUAAAAAAUCAGUUACAAACUAUACAACAAAUAUUCAAAAGCAGUCAUGAUAGAAUUACUGUGGUAAAUAUGAAAGAUAUCAAAGAUAUAGAACAAACUAUUUUCAAAGGUCAAAAACAAAUACAACAAUUAUUGGAAGUCUUAGUGCUUAUUGGCACAUUACAAACUCUUAGAAAACACAUUGCCUAUCAAUUGAAUACCAGUUGCAAAUUUGAUUCGGCGCAUUUGGAGUCAUCUCUAAGAACAAUGAAUGAUUCCGUGUUACAAGAAUUGAAACAAGCUAGUGGUACAGAAUAUAAAUCAAAAGUGUCAUCAACACUGAUGCAUAAUUUGGAGGAUUAUUUAGUGAGAUGUGGAAUCUAUGACCCUUUUGAUAAAAUUUACUUGAAAUUUUCACAAGAAUUUAUGAACUACAACAUAAGUCAGAUAUUAGCAAUAGUUUUAAUAUCUCAAUUACCUAAACUGCAAAUAUGCUAUACUACGGGUGAUCUGGUGUCAAAGAAGCCAGGAGAAAAUGUGGAUGGCUAUCCAUUACUUGUAGGAAUUUAUACUCUUCUGCGGCAGACAAGAAUAGACAAUAUCGAUACAUUUGUUGAUUUUCUAUGUAAUUAUGCAAGCUUGAUGACAAAUGCCAAAUCGAAGUCUUCAGAAAUAUCUUAUGAAGGCACGUUAACUAUAAGAGUACUGCAAUUGUUUUGUGAAAUCUUCGAUUAUUCUUACAAUAAACUGGAAGACAAACUUCCCCUUGCUCUUUUAACAAUUUCAUUACAAAAAUAAUUGUGAUUUGAGCUUCGAUACAAAAUGAAAUAUUGAGACAAGUUUCUUGCGAUUAAAUGAAGCAUGUUAUUAAACAAUCGACUGAAAAUAUGGCAUUAUACAGUGCUAUAAUGCGACUGUUACGGAUGAUAUUAAGUGUUUGAUAGCAGGCAUGACAAAAUAUGUCUUUUACAAUUAAUACUAACUGCUAGUACAUCUCUCUCCUUCGUAAGAUAUUAUAUAAUAAAUAGUAUUUAGUAUGGAUGUAUUUGAGUACAUUUAUAUACAGUAUAGUUAAUAAAAGUAAGAAUAUGUUGAUAAAAAGCUCUCAGAAAAGAAUUUAGUCUUCACACGAUAGAAGGCAGCAGCAAAAACAAUAUGAUAAAUGUAGCAAGAAAUAUUAAUAAAUUAAAAUGGACUGGAAAUAAUUCUAUUAAAAAAAAAAUAUGCUAAAGAUGUAAUUAUGUUCAAGAGUCGAAAGUGGAAGACAACGGUAGAGAAUAAUGAAGAUGGAGUGACGAUGUAAGAGCCAAAGCUGGCAAUGCUCUAAAUGGAAAGAAAAAAGAAGGGACGGUGAAUUAGAGUGGGCAAUGGAGUAGACCCAUGUCGAAGGACAGAGUUAUGAAUAUUAUAUUACUGUUAUGUACUUUAAAAAAAAUUGUAAAUUCAAAAUAAAAUAUGUUAAUAUUA